Messenger RNA from Priapulus caudatus, 591 nucleotides. Its product is annotated as helicase domino-like. NCBI's taxonomy places the organism in Eukaryota, Metazoa, Priapulida, Priapulimorpha, Priapulimorphida, Priapulidae. The record is from RefSeq and is a predicted model, not a curated record. The annotation marks the transcript as partial. The transcript has 5 exons.
GCCGUGGUGUAUUGCGCUGUGGAGGACUCAGCCUUGCGACCCAGGUCGUAGAGGAAGAACUCAAAGCUAGCGCAGGAACAGGUGGAGGCAGCUAAGAAGGACUGGGAGCUGGGCAGGCUGAUGCAGCUGAGGGAGGAGGAGGAGCAACGCGCCGAGGAGGAAGACGAGAUGCUCUACACGUACUCCCACGACGACGCCACUGCCUCCCAGGUGUGGGUGGACAAGACCACGUCCCAGCAUAUGCCGAUGUGGGCGCCGCCGACGCCACCUGUUGACGAGAGUGACGUGUACAUAGACUACAGCGUGUGCUUCCUGUACGAGCAGACGCCCAUGCCGGAGUCACACCUGCCACCUGUCUACGUGAAGAAGGAACACAAACGUCUGCACCUAGACCACAUCACCUCGCGCAAGCAUCACCGGCCGCUGAAGUCUGAGCACGCUCACGCGCCACGCUCGCUGUUCGACCGGCCCGCGGCUGCCGUACUGAAAGCUCGCCGCGACGCCAAGCUACAUCGCCUCAAACCCUCGCUGCCGGAACCCUGCGCCGACAAACCUGAGUGGCUCAUCUUCGAGGACUGGGCACUGCUGCAG